Molecule: messenger RNA, 3246 nt
Organism: Hemibagrus wyckioides
Lineage: Eukaryota; Metazoa; Chordata; Actinopteri; Siluriformes; Bagridae
Gene: dpp4
Product: dipeptidyl-peptidase 4
Exons: 26
Coding region: 114-2348 (744 amino acids)
Biological process (GO): proteolysis
Molecular function (GO): serine-type endopeptidase activity; dipeptidyl-peptidase activity
Source: RefSeq, a predicted model, not a curated record
UCCGCUCAGGAACAAACUCGCGCAAAACUCCGCGCGCGCCGGACCGGACUCUCGGGGAAUCAGAAGCGUUACCGAGCAACAGGGGGAUCUUGAGCGUUACCGCGCGACCGGAAAUGCAUGUGGGGAAGAUCCUGCUGGGGGUUCUGGGGGCAGUGGUGGUGGUCACUCUGAUAGCUGUUCCAACAGCUAUCUAUCUGAACGAAAAAACCCCAGAAGAUACCAAACGGACUUUUACCCUUAAUGACUACUUCAACACCACCAUCAGACCCAGAUCAUUCAACAUGCGCUGGAUCUCUGAUCACGAGUACCUUCACAGCACGCGAGACAACUCCAUCCUGCUGUUUAACGUGACCUCAGAGAAGGGAGAGAAGUUUCUGGAAGAGACGCUUGCCGACUUCAAAGCCUUUGAUUACUUGGUGUCAGCUGAUCGCAAGUUUGUUUGUUUCCUGACAAACUACACAAAGAUGUGGAGACACUCAUUCACUGCGACUUACUUAAUCUAUGACCGGGAGCUCAGGAAGUUGCUCCCUACAGAUUUACCUCAUGAGGUCCAGUACCUCGCCUGGGCUCCAGCCGGCCACCAGCUGGCGUACGUAUGGGAGGAUAAUGUAUAUGUGAAGUCCAGUCCCUCUUCACCAGCAAAGCAAGUCACCAAUAAUGGAAGUCCUGUGAUCCUGAAUGGUGUUCCUGACUGGGUAUAUGAGGAGGAGAUGUUUUCCAGUAACUACGCCAUGUGGUGGUCUCCUUCCGGAAAGUUCCUGGCCUUCGCUCAGUUCAACGACUCCGACGUGCACACCAUCGAGUACUCGUGGUACGGACAGGGUCAGUAUCCGGAAACGGUCUCCAUCCCGUAUCCCAAGGCAGGAACGCCCAACCCCACGGUCCGCCUCUUUGUGGUUGAAGCUUCCAACGUGUCCAGAAUGAUGGAGAUCUUUGUGCCCAGUGCUCUGGCCUCACGUGACCACUACCUGAGCACGGUCACCUGGGCCACAGAUGAGAGAAUCGCAGUUCAGUGGCAGAACCGCACCCAGAGUCACGUCAUUCUGCAGAUGUACGAACUCAGCGGCGAGGCGUGGAGCGAAAAGACGGACAUAAAUGUGGACAGUGAGACAGGAUGGGUCGGACGAUUCUCUCCGUCUGACCCCGUGUUCAAACCCGAUGGUUCCAGCUGUUACUACAUCAAGAGCGACUCGAGCGGCUUUAAGCACAUCCAUCACAUCAGCGGGACCACGGUCACGCCCAUCACCUCGGGACAGUGGGAGGUGACUGACAUCCUCAAGGUGACCCAAGACGCCAUAUUCUACAUGAGCAACGAAUACAACGGCCAUCCAGGUCAGAGAAACGUUUACAGAAUCUCUACAGACGGAGCGACUCACUCCUUGCCCGCCUGCCUCACCUGUACACUGAUGGAGGACAGGUGUAAAUAUAACUCCGCCUACUUUAGCGCCAACGGCACCUACUUCCUCCUGAGCUGCUCAGGUCCCGGACUGCCCCUGUACACGCUGAGAGACAGUCGAGGUGCAGGAUCAGAGAUCAGGGUUCUGGAGGAUAAUAAACUCCUGGAGUCGAUUCUGCAGAACAUCGCCAUGCCCUCGGUGACACACGCCACGCUGAAGAUCAGCGGCUUCAACCUGUGGUACCAGCUGACUCUGCCUCCAAACUUCGACAAGUCCAAAAAAUAUCCUCUGCUGAUUGACGUCUACGCUGGGCCGUGCAGUCAGAAGUCAGAUUUCCGUUUCCGGAUCAGCUGGUCUACGUAUCUGGCCAGCACGGAGAACGUCAUCGUGGCCAGUUUUGAUGGCCGAGGGAGCGGAUACCAGGGAGACAAAAUCAUGCACUCUAUCUAUAAACGACUAGGCACCUACGAAGUGGAGGACCAGAUCACCGCCGGCAGACAUUUCAUCAAUUUGGGCUACGUCGACAAAGACAGAAUGGCGAUCUGGGGCUGGUCCUACGGUGGUUAUGUCACUUCCAUGGUUCUGGGAGCAGGAAGCGGAGUGUUUAAGUGCGGCAUGGCCGUCGCCCCUGUGUCCAAGUGGGAGUAUUAUGAUUCCAUCUACACGGAGCGCUACAUGCUAACUCCAGAAGACAACGCCGUCUUCUAUGAGAAUUCCACCGUGAUGGAACGAGCCAAGAAUUUCAACUCUGUCCAGUACCUGCUGGUGCACGGCACGGCUGACGAUAACGUCCACUUCCAGCAGGCAGCGCAGAUCUCCAAAGCUCUGGUCAACCGGCAAGUGGAUUUCGAGUCGAUGUGGUACACAGACGAGGAUCACAGUCUCGGAGGAUCGGCCCAUGAGCACGUCUAUACCCACAUGACUCACUUCCUGCAGAAGUGCUUCGCGUGAUUUGUGCGUCCAGACGUCACACUGACCCCUGACUCACUUCCUGGACCUUCAGAGAUGUUUCUCCAAUCAACAAACUUUUUUCCAGCUGCUACUUUUCUUUUAUUUAUGCUAUUGCAUUUGUUUGUUUUUUUUAAUCUAGAUGUGUAUUAUUAUUUUAUUUUUACUCAAUUCGACGCUUCUGCUUUUUCCCUUCUGUCACCGACUCGAUCAUUCGGCAUGUUCCUGAGGGUAAUUAAGCGGCACUUUACCGCUUGACCUCACCGAUUCCUCACCGCUUUGUCCGUUGCUUUAGCAACAGGGCCGGGAAGCUAGUAUUCCUUCACAGCGGUGUUAGCACCGGUCUUACGUUUUGCCACAAAUCUGAGGCUAAAUGUUCAGAUUUUAUUUAAAAUACAAUAUGAACAAAACCAAAAAAAUUAUAUAACAAAAACUUCUAGCCUUAAAUCUUUUAAAGCUGCAACAUUUAAUUUUUUUUUUUUUUGCUGUAAAUUUGAGUCCUAACUUUGAGUUCUAACUUUUUUUUAAAAUAAGUUUUGAUGCAGAUGUUUUUUAUGGCUGACAUUUUAUUUGUUAAUGCCAGUUAAUUAAUUAGAUUUCAAUUUCCUGUUUUUUCUUCAUGUAUCUUCAAGUAUGAUUUUAUUAUAUUACGUUUUUUUGUAUAAUGUGUGAGAUUCCGGGGCACUGAAGUGUCCUUCGUGCUUCAAAAAAAAAAGAAAUAAAUAAAUAAAAAUAAAAAUAAAAAAAUUAUUUCAUCUAAAUGGCUUUAAUCCAAUCAGUUUGAAAUGAAAGUCAUUUUCAUUUUGAAAAUGGAAAUCAUUUAAUUUGUAAAUUUUUUUGUAUUUACUGUAAAUUCCUGAGUGUGUGAUUACAGGCAAAUUAUUUGAUGUAUUUUGCAAUA